This is a messenger RNA of Talaromyces amestolkiae, 1608 nucleotides long. RefSeq lists its product as uncharacterized. NCBI's taxonomy places the organism in Eukaryota, Fungi, Ascomycota, Eurotiomycetes, Eurotiales, Trichocomaceae. Bases 1 to 1608 code for a protein of 535 amino acids. Gene Ontology annotation, molecular function: monooxygenase activity; heme binding; iron ion binding. The transcript is spliced from 3 exons. The record is from RefSeq and is a predicted model, not a curated record.
AUGAUUUCCGAAUAUUUUGGUCUAGCACGCUUUGUAGCAGCUGUCGGCAUCGCGGGCAUUGUGAUUGCUACAAUUGGAUACGUCGCCUACAACCGUUUCUUCCAUCCACUACGACACAUCAAAGGUCCCUUCCUCGCAACAGUUACACCAUGGGUACAACUCUACCACGGCAUCCAAGGUGACAGACACCUAUGGCUACACAAGUUGCACCAACAAUACGGCUCCCAUGUCCGCGUAGCCCCCAAUUUCGUCUCUAUCAAUACCGCCAAAGGUCUGCGCGAUAUCUAUGGUCAUGGCAAACAAUUCAAAAAGGCCGAUUUCUACCACGGUUUCGCCGCUAUCAAGGGCGUCUACAACACCCACAAUGCGAUCGACAAAGCCAUCCACGGUAAGAAACGUCGUGUCCUAAGCCAUGCAUUCUCCGACCACGCUCUCAAGGCAAUGGAAGAUGUUAUGUUGAUUCACAUCCGUCAGCUGUGUGCUGUGCUUGGUGAAGAGCCUCAAUACAUGAGUGAUGUCAUUUUGCCAAAUGAGUACAAGACCGAAAAGGGCCAGAUUGUGCGGAAUAUGAGCAAUUGGUUGGGAUUCAUGACUUAUGAUGUGCUGGGAGAGUUGUGUUUUGGCAAGAGUUUUAAUCUGUUGAUUGAUGGUGCCAAGCGGAAUAUGGUUCAUUUGGUUGAUCGGGCUGCGUACCGUCACUAUGUUUGCGGCCUUUGGAUGCCUUUAGAUAGAUGGGGACUCGACAAGAUCUUCAUUCGGAAACUCACCAUGGAUCGAUGGAACUUCAUCAUGAAGUCUCGCGCCGAAGCUACAGAACGAGCCAAAGAGCGUGUGGAAGCUGGCCACGGCGCAAAGAAAGACUUUUUCUAUUAUUUGUUAAAUGCCAAAGACCCCGAGACCGGAGAGGGCCUUUCAAUGAAAGAGCUAUGGGGCGAAGCGAAUGUGCUCAUGGUUGCUGGGAGUGACACCACGUCGACAAGCAUUGUAGCAACACUGUUCUAUCUCGUUCGCCACACGGCAGUCAUGGAGAAACUUAAGAAAGAAGUGAGGUCCAGUUUCACGGAUGUGGAGCAGAUCGUCAGCGGACCUCAAAUCAAUGACUUGACCUACCUUAAAGCAUGUAUCGAUGAGGCCAUGCGCUUGUCGCCGGCUGUCCCUGGAUCCAUCCCUCGUGAAGCAAUGGAGGGCGGUGCUGAAGUCGAUGGGGUUUUCCUACCGGCUGGUAGUGAAUGCGGUACACCGGCAUACUCCAUUCAUCGCUCGCCAGACUACUACCGCGAGCCUUUGUCAUACAUCCCCGAACGCUGGAUCGAAGGCGCAACAUGCCAGACUCGCUCGGGACGGCAAUCAUGGGUGGCCGCAAAGCCUGAAAUUGAGGUUGCACGGAACGCCUUUUGCCCAUUUAGCAUUGGACCUAGAGGGUGUAUUGGAAAGAGCAUGGCAUUAAUGGAGAUGCGUAUUACAUUGUCUAGAUUAUUGUUUUUGUUUGAUAUUGAGCUGGCUGAUCGGACUGGGGAGGAUGCUGAUGGGUUUUUGGCCUUGACGGAUCAUUUUGUGUCGGCAAAGACCGGGCCAAAUGUUCUCAUUCGACGAAGACAAGAUUUGUAA